Trichobilharzia regenti is the source of this 2903-nucleotide messenger RNA. NCBI's taxonomy places the organism in Eukaryota, Metazoa, Platyhelminthes, Trematoda, Strigeidida, Schistosomatidae. The record is from the annotation of a GenBank genome assembly.
CUUGAGGUUGACGGACAAGUUCAACCCUGAAACUAUGAAACUGAAAUUAUUGGACGUUAAAUCGUCGGUGUUGCGGGAAUUUCCCAUGUGACGGUACUUCAGAUGGAGGCCUUAAGACUUUCGGAGUCUGAGAUUAAUUUUUAUUUUAAUGCUUUUGAUGAUUGUGAUGUUGACAAAAGUGGGAAACUAACAUGUGAAUGCGUCAAGGCAUUUCUAUCACGUUCCGGACUCCCAAGUGUCGUGAUUAAUGAUGUAAAUGUGUUGAAGUCUUAUAGAAACAUUUAGAUUAUGCAACUGUCAGAUCCUUCUGCUUCAGAGUUAUGGGGAAGAGUCAGUUUUUUUACGGCCUUGAAGUUCAUUGCACUAGCUCAAUGUGGUCUGCCGGUUUCCAGGACUGAGUUAAUGAGAAACAGGGAAAACCUUCCUUUACCUGUAUUCAAUGAAGGUUUAAAGUCUCGCGAGGAGGAUAAAAUUGGUGAUGGUAACCAUGCUUGUGGUUUAACUGUAUGUUGAAAUACCUGCCUUCACUUCAAACAACUUAAGAUUUCCGAAAACAGUAGUCUCAGCUCGCAUAAACAAUAUAGCAGUUUCACUUGUCAUGGUGUGUUUUCCGAGAGUCAGGCAAGCGUACCCCAUGACGAUGUGACUAUUGAUGAGACGGAUUUUCAUUUUGCUUGGCCAAAAUGCUAUGGUGAAGAAGAAGGACUUCUUAAUGAUGAAUCCACUAAGCAACCUGAUAAUUUCGCUUCUUUUGACAAUGAUAAAAAAUAUUUUCGAAGUUCUGACUGGUUUACUUUAGAUGGUUCAAUACGUAAAAGUGCUGACUGCUCUUCAUCGUCCAGAUCUUCUAGCACUAUUACAUCUCAAGAUUCUAACUCAUCCAAUCAUCUUGCUAAUCCUAUGAGCUUUUCAGCCGAGGGUAAUGAAGAAACUGAGAAGUUGCAUGAUGCUGAUGUUUGGGGUUAUCAAGAUUUAUCCGACUGUCAUUCUUCUGAUCCACUGAAGAAAAUCAAACACAGAAUAGGAUCUACUUACCACUCUUCACAGAAUAGUGAUUUUCGUUAUUCAAUUCCUAAGGAUAAUGAUCAUUUAUCAAUGAAUAAUUUACAAAUAAAUGAAGUUUGUAGUUGGAGGUUGUCACACAGUCGUAGUUCUUCAUUUCCACUUUCUCAGUACAAUGGCAGUUAUUAUAAUCGAAGUGAAAAACGCAAAGAACGGCGACGUAAAUGGUUGGAAUCAUUUGCUUUACAGUCAAAACGCGAAUCUGAAUAUGCAUCACAAUUUGAUGAAUUAUUUAUAUCUAAAGAUACUGCUAGUAGUAAACAGCAUUUAAUGGUAACACAUGCGGAAGUCACUCAGUUGUUUACAGCUCAGUAUAAAAUCUCACCAGCUGAUUUUGAUCAAAUAUGGUUUAUUGCCGAUAUAAACAGGGACAAUUAUUUAGACAAGUAUGAAUUUUGUUUAGCUAGUCAUCUAGCGCAUUUAUUCGGUCGUCGUGAUUUGUCAUUGGAAGACGCUGUUAUAGCAUGCAAACCAUAUAUUCGUAAGAUCAAUAAGAGAUUAGCACAAACUCAAACAUAUGGUAAUCAUUCUGACUAUUUUGACGAUGAACACUUAUGCACUACUGGUUUACUAACUAAUAAUAAAAAACAGUAUUCCGCACUUGAUCACUUUGGUCAGAAAAAUCUAAGUGUGUCUGAAUGCUUUUCUCAUUCAGCUAAUAUGGAUUCUAAAUGUGAUGCUUCUGAGACAGAAUCUACAAACUCUUUUUAUAAUUCAUUCGAAAAUUUGUCACAUGUUCCUACAAAAGGCUGUGAAAGUUCGGCUAGAUCGCCCUCUUCUGCUGGUACUGUUGGUAGUGGAUCCGCCUCAUCCUCUUCAUCAUCCUCUGCUUCACUUUCAUCAAACUCAUCUUCACAUUCAUCUACUUCAGAGAGCGAUUCUAGUCGAUUCGCUCAAAAUACUGUGGAUUCAGUGCAUAUGUCUAGUGAAAAAACCAGCACACAUAAUACCUAUACUGAUCCUAUUCGCUUGUUAUCAUCCAUCACUGGUCGUCGAACAGCAUUCCUAUCUGAAUUACCUAGUAGUCAUCGACGUCGUCUCCUAUCUUCACUUAUCCGUGAAGCCAAAUCUGUGAAUCAUACCUUACUUCGCCUGAACAAUGAAAUGCAAUGUGAGCUUGCUGAAUUGAAUGAUCAGCGAGUUAAUUUAAGUGCACAACUUCAGCACUUAGGACUUCAACCAGUACUUUGAGAAAAUGCUUUUCUCUUUACAAAUUCUUAACUAUAAAUAUGAUUUUUUUUAAAAAAGCUUAAGGCUACAAGAACUUUCACAGAUUGAAUACUACAUUUGUCUUUAUACAAAAUCUAAGUUUGCAUUGCGAACAACUUUUCUUUGAUAUUUCUGAUUUUUUGUCGUCUCUAUUGAAAAAAAUAUGUGAUACAUGUAUUAUCUGAUUUCACCUUUUUCGGACUUAAUAAAAUUUUCCCCCUUGAUGAACGUCAAGAAAACAAGAAAAACAAAGUGAGCGGGAUAACCUAAUGUUUGAUUUUGUCGAGUUUCUUCUCAAUUGCAUGCAAUUUAAUGUCAAUAUACGCAGUAUUCACAUACUCAAGUUGCUGAACAUUAAAAUCAAAGCCAUUAUGUAAUUACACAAUUGAGUAGUCUACCUGAGAGAUAAAGGUUGUUCUUAGGCUUAUUUAGGAUAAAAUUCCCACAAUGAAAUGAGGUUUUAAGCUGAUAUCACAUGUUGUGUAAAUGUUAAGUAAUUAAGGUGAGCAGAGGUCGAAAGUUCAUUAAGAGUUAUGGAAAAUACCAAAAUUAGAAGUAUGAAAUUGUUACCAAACCAAACUAAGUAAAAUAAUGCAAAAUGUAGUCACCAUGAAAGAGCGAGGAUCUUCCCG